AUGGCGGGCACAGGCAGCGGUCACGAUCAGUCGACGGACGUCUUCUCGGCCGAAGGACGUGUUUUUCAGGUGGAGUACGCCGGCAAGGCUGUCGACAACAGCAGCACUGCCGUUGCGGCAUGCUGUAAGGACGGCGUUGUUGUUGCAGUAGAAAAGAUUCACUCAAGCCGCAUGCUGGAGAGCGGUUCGAACAACCGCAUCCACGCCGUGGAUCGCCAGGCUGGCAUUUGCAUCUGCGGCCUCCUUCCUGACGGUCGCGCUAUCGUUUCUCGCGCGCGGCUGGAGGCUGAGAAUAGUCGUGACAUUUUUUCCACGCCUAUCCACGGUGCAGUGCUGGCAAACCGUGUGGGGGAGUUCAUGCACGCGUACACCACCCACUUCGCGUACCGCCCGUUUGGGUGCUCAGCCAUCAUCGCGUCGUAUGCUGAUGACGGACCGCAGCUGUUCGUCAGCGAUCCCAGCGGCACGGUGGCUGGUUACUACGGCAUUGCGCUCGGCAAGGCCAAGACGGUGGCGAAGAGUGAGUUGGAGAAGCUCAACUUUGCUAGCCUCACUUGCGAGGAGGCUGUAGGGAAGCUGGCCAACAUCCUGCACGAGGUGCACGACAAGCAGAAGGACAAGCUGUACGAGGUGGAGGCUGCGUGGGUCUGCGACAAGUCGGAUCGAAAGUUUACCCAUGUGCCGGCUGACAUGAUUCCGCCGCCACCGUCAAACUGA
Leishmania braziliensis MHOM/BR/75/M2904 is the source of this 717-nucleotide messenger RNA. Its product is annotated as putative proteasome alpha 7 subunit. The record is from RefSeq and is a predicted model, not a curated record. Lineage: Eukaryota; Euglenozoa; Kinetoplastea; Trypanosomatida; Trypanosomatidae. The transcript has a single exon. Gene Ontology annotation, biological process: ubiquitin-dependent protein catabolic process. Bases 1 to 717 code for a protein of 238 amino acids. Gene Ontology annotation, cellular component: proteasome core complex; proteasome core complex, alpha-subunit complex; nucleus.